This is a messenger RNA of Diabrotica virgifera virgifera (western corn rootworm), 8688 nucleotides long. RefSeq names its product probable transmembrane reductase CYB561D1. Gene Ontology annotation, molecular function: transmembrane monodehydroascorbate reductase activity. NCBI's taxonomy places the organism in Eukaryota, Metazoa, Arthropoda, Insecta, Coleoptera, Chrysomelidae. The record is from RefSeq and is a predicted model, not a curated record. Bases 53 to 730 code for a protein of 225 amino acids. The transcript has 3 exons.
AAUAGUAUCGUGGUGAAGAAUACCUUUUUGAAGUUGCUUUUACUGAAUCAAAAUGACUGAAAAAUCAGAAGUAAGAAUUCGACAAAGAUUCUACUGGUUGUCAAAUACUAUCUUUCAUCAAGUUUUGGCUGUUACUUGUGGAUUUAUAUUUUAUAUAUUUUUUAAGAGCCAUGAUCUUACUUCGGCCAGAUUUCUACACAAUUUCUUGGCUUCUGGAGCUUACAUUCCAUUAAUGGCUGAAGGUUUUAUAUUAUUUACUGAAUCAAAUGUCUGGUCACUCGAAGCAAACAGAAGUAUAAAAGGAUGGGUCCACGGUGCACUAUUAAGCGUCAGUGUUAUAUGCGCCUCCGUUGGUAUAAUUGUAGAAAUCAUUGGAAAAAAUAAAACUUCUUCCCCACAUUUUCACACCUUGCACGCCAAAUUAGGUCUUGCUUCAUGGAUCAUGUGCUUUACAUUAGUCCUCAGUGGUUUGUUGACGGUAUAUGCUGCCAAAUUAAGAAAUUAUGUAAAACCUUUAUACAUAAAGUUGUUCCAUGAGAUUGUGGGACUAGCAUGCUUUGUUACCGGGGUCUACUCUUUGUAUCUAGGCCUUCCCAAAUGGGGAUUUGCCAUGUAUGUGACAGCAUCCGAGUUAACUGCAACCAAAACAUUGGUGAUCAUCGUAGCAGUUUGGAGUAUUCUUGGAACUUGUGUGUCCAUCUUUAACAACAUUAAAAAUGUAUUUACCUAAAACUACCUUAUUAGUAAGUAAAAAAUAAUUAAUUCAGUCAAUUUGUAAUCUACGAGCAGCUCCCUAGUGGGAAAGUUUUGGGGUAGAUUUCUUUUAUUAUAUACGUAUUUUGGGCGGCUGAAUUCGAAUAUGAGGUUUGCGGACAACAUUUCGUGACGGAACAUUGAGUAAAUCGCAAGAAAAAGCGAAAAAGUCUGCUUCUUCCCGCUUUUUUGCUUAAAUCUGGAAAACUAUUAACUUUUAGUAAAUGGUCUGUUUUUUUAUUACAAACGCCAUCUGUUUAUUUCAAACCAUAAACACUAAGCAUUUCUGUUGAACAGAAUUUUUCUGUUAACAGAAAUGCCAGAAUGGUCUGUUACCAUAAAUUAAAGUACUUAAAAUUCUCUACAAAUAUCACUAUUUACUUUUUUUCUCAGAGGAACUGUUUGGUCUAAAGUGCAAGUUGAAAAUUGCCAAUUUUUAACGGUCUCUGCAAAACCCACUUUUUAUAUUUCAAAAUUUUAUUUUUUAUUAGAAUGCUGUCAUUUGAUAAAAAUGACGUUUCCGGCACAAAUAAUUAAAAAGAAAAAGAAGGUCGAAAUUGUAUAAGCAGUGUCACUAAAGGUAGGACUGUUCUUCUUCUUUAAAUACCGUGCCCAAAUUUUAGGCGUAGGUAACUUCCAUGACAAUUUGCCUAUAUUGUUCUCGAUCUUGCGCGGCCUGAAAUAGUUGGCCUCCUGAUAAGCCAGUCCAUUGACGAAGGUUUCGGAGCCAUGAACAUUUCUUUCUAACAAAUCCACUUUUUCCGUCGAUCUUUUCGUUGAGUAUUAAAUGCAGCAUCCCGUAUCUGCUACCUCUCAUUAUAUGCGCAAGAUAUUCAAGUUUUCUCUUUUUUAUCAUCUUGAUUAAGUCACCUGCGCCUUGACCUACUCUGUUUAAGACUUCUGUGUUCGAAAUGCAUUGAACGUAAGAUAUUCUGAGCAUUCUACGAUACGACCACAUCUCGAGGGUUUCUAAUUUGUUCAUCAUGUAAUCCUUCAUGAUCCAGGUUUUACAUCCAUAUAGUAAAACAGGAUAAGUUUCAUAAAUGCUCCUUUUGCAAUUUCUAUACGAGUUUUAAUUUCUUCAUUCGGAUUUAGUGUCUAGUUUAUCCAACAUCCUAAAGUAUUUAAAAUGGUUAACUUUUGUUAUCGGGACUCUAACAAAAUAAAACUUAAAAUAUCGUGGUUAUUAAUAUUACAAAUUAAAAUACAAAAUGUUGUAUAAUAUAAAAUUAUAUGAGCCGUAGUCUUUUAGAAGGUCUUGGCUGUGGUUCUCCGGUGGCGAUGGGUCUGGAAAAUAUUCUGCUUGUUCUGGAAAAUAAAAGAGAUUGUGUCAGUUCUAAAGGGGAAAUGAUGAUUGCAAAAUAGAUUGUGAGAUUAAACAGACCUUCCGCAUUGUGCUAUGGUUCUUCGAUGGCAUCAUAUCCUGGCUCAGGGUCUGAUUGCUCCAUCGAGCAAUCGUCAGGGUUCGUUCUCCUGGAUAAUAAAAGAGGUAGUGAUACUGAACGAUUACGAAAUAACUUGUUAGAUUCUACAUACCUCUGCCUCUUUCUUCAGUCUCUUCUACGUCUGUAUCAGAGCUAUCUUUCGGGAGCUUAACGUUGUCACACAGUCCUUCGCAUGAUGUGAAAAUUGGGCAGCAAUGGAGGCUCGUUUUCCUGCAACCACAAUUGCGUUGGCAGCCCUUUUUACAUUUUCAAAAAAUAUACCGUAGUAGUGAGUUUGGGGCAGGGUCCAAAGUGGUUGGCACUGGCACGAGACCACUAGUAGUUUUUUUCCAACCCCACUUACUUGGAUCUUUUUGUUGCUCGUCAGGUGUGGCUUGAUAUAAAUAUAACCAUUGCUGCACCUGAUAGUAAACUUUAAGUGAAUGUUCUCGUGCAGCAGAUUCGGUAGGGGGUAAUGAGGCAAUGUUCAGACUGGUCUCUUUGUUUCUUUCAUAUAGAGCCACGAGAAACAUGUUUCCUGCUGUGGCAAACUCAUUCUGAUAUGCAUUAGGGUCUUUAAAAGCCUCAAUGGUUGGUUGCAAGUCUGUGUUCUUUGCAAGACACUAAGAAAUUUCGGUUUCCCCUGAUUAAACAACGCAGAAGUAGUAUCACAACCACUCAUCACAUGUAGGAAUAAGAUAUGGUCCAUAGGGAUUUUUUCAGCAGCCUGAUGAGGGUUGUAGAAGCUUUGCGAAACCCUUCCUUUUCCUGGUUUCAGAAAAAAAUAGAUGUUUUGUGUUAGGACUACACAGGCCAAUCAAAAUGACCAGAAGGUCGAUAUCUUCCCCCACCACUGUCACUGUUCAUUUGACGGUGCCAUCUCAAGAGCUGUUGUGAUAAUUAGAAUAUCAGUAUUCUCCACUAGAUUGAGGAUGUAAAUUUAUUAAAUAACAGCAUUCUAAUAAAAAAUAAAGUUUUGGAAUGUAAAAAGUGAAUUUUGCAGAGACCCUUACAAAUUGGCAAUUUUCAACUUGCACUUUAGGGCCGGUUUUUCAGUGCUGGGUUAACCUAUUUAUUUUUCGGUCACCGAAAUAUUCAUGGUUAAUCAGUUUUUCAGUACUAGGUUAGAGUUUAAAUUCGUUUAAGUUAACCAAGAUUUUAACCGAUCCUCGUUAGAUGGUUUAACUCAGAAUUUUGCGGUUACGCUUGCGCAUGGGUGCAGUGAAUGUAAUCAGAUGUUUAUUUUGAGUACCUGCCUGACACUGACAGAAGAGAUUAGUUGGGUUAUGUUAUUUUGUUUUUAUCGCGGGAAGUAUUCUACCUCCGUAUUAUUAUAAGGAAAUUAUUAUACGUUAUUAUCGAAAUUAUAAAUUGUUAUCGUUAUUAUAUAGGAAGGAAUUAUAAGGAAAUAUAUUUAAAUAUAUUAUAACAGUAACAGGUACCUAUGUUUACACACAUCUGUAACAGGAUUUAAUGUAUGAUUUCUAGUACCUAGUGUUUUAAGAAGAUAAUUUUAUAUUUGUCUAUUACCAAACAGUUUGACUCCUUAUUUCCUGGUCAAUCUGUUCAAGUUCAAAUAGUGAUAACACCGUGGCCUUUGACAAACGAAAUCGGCAAAAAAGUCUAAAUCGUCACAGUAAUAAUUGUAAUGCUCUUCUGUUAUGAAACCGAGGUAGACGUUAUGAAUGAACUAAAUAAAUAUUCCGAACUUGAUACUGCAUUAAUAAUUUUUUUUUAAUUUGGUUAUAGACCGGGCAGUAUCGUCGCCCCCGCUAGCAAAAUUAUUCCGAUUCGAUUUUUUUGCACAAACUUACUCAAAAAGAGGUCCUUAUAACAUAUCCACAGGGUGCCGGCCGGUGCCGUGGUCGAAAAAUUGUUUAAACAAUUUUUUUGUAAACAAAUUCACAAAAAUAAUUUUUUCAUUUCAAACAAAAUUUUUUAGAUAAAUUGGCUUAUUCUGAGCAAAAAAGGUCUCUUGUCAUUUUUUUUUCUAAAAUAGCUUGUUGUCGAGUUAUAUGCGAUUAAAGAUUUGAAAAAUGCGAAAAUGGCCAUUUUCAAGGCUUAAUAGCUCGAGUAAACAUUAUUAUUAUGGAAUUCAAAAAGUGACCAAAUCAAGUUUCAAACCCCUUCUUCAAGGUCCUGAAGAGAUCUUUGUGAUUAUUUUAUUACAAAGCUGUUAUUUUUAAUUAUUAACUUGCUAUGUUAAAAAGCUGUUAUUAUUAUUUUAUCCGUCGCCCCCGUUAGUAAAAUUAUUCCGAUUCCAUUUUUUUGCAGAAACUUACUCAAAACGAGGUCCUUAUAACAUAUCCACAGGGUGCCGGGUGGUGCUGUUGUCGAAAAAUUGUUUAAACAAUUUUUUUUAAACAAAUUUACAAAAAUAUUUUUUUUAUUGCAAACGAUUUUUUUUUAGAUAAUUUGGGUUAUUUUGAGCAAAAAAGGUUUUCUGUGAUUUUUCUCUAAAAUUGAUUGUUGUCGAGUUACAUGGCCAUUUUCGCAUUUUUCAAAUUAUAAAUCGCGUAUAAUUCAACAACCGAUCGUAUAACAAUCAAUUUUAGAAAAAAAUCACAAGAGACAUUUUUUGCUCAGAAUGUCCCAAAUUAUCUAAAAAAAAUUUGUUCGAAGUGAAAAAAUUAUUUUUGUGACUUUGUUUAAAAAAAAUUGUUUAAACAAUUUUUCGACCAAGUCACCGCCCGGCACCCUGUGGAUAUGUUAUAAGAACCUCGUUUUGAGUAAGUUUCUGCAAAAAAAUUGAAUCGGAAUAAUUUCACUAACGGGGGCGACGAUACUUCCUGGACUAUAGCGCUAAUUGUUAAUAAUUAAAAAUAACAGCUUUCUAAUAAAAUAAUGACAAAAAUCUCUUCAGGGCCUUGAAGAAGGGAUUUGAACCUUGAUUUGGUGACUUUUUGAAUUUCAUAAUAAUAAUGUUUAAUCGAGUUAUUAAGCCUUGAAAAUGGCCAUUUUCGCAUUUUUCAAAUUAUAAAUCGCGUAUAAUUCGAAAACAAUCAAUUUUAGAAAAAAAUUACAAGAGACAUUUUUUGCUCAGAAUGUCCCAAUUUAUCUAAAAAAAUUUUGUUCGAAAUAAAAAAAUUGUUUUUGUGAAUUUGUUUAAAAAAAAUUGUUUAAACAAUUUUUCGACCACGGCACCGCCCGGCACCCUGUGGAUAUGUUAUAAGGACUUUUUUUAAGUAAGUUUGUGCAAAAAAAUCGAAUCGGAAUAAUUUCGCUAGCGGGGGCGACGAUACUGCCCGGUCUAUUAUGAAAUUGUUUUUUAUUUAUUUUUCUGUUAAGUUGAUCAUUAUUUCUCGAAUUGCACAUGCGCAAGUACAGUUACUGCUGCCAACUGAAGAAAAAAGUGGUUAGCUAACCGAGAUUUUCUUAACUUGGUUUAAAGCACUGAGAAACGCUAUGAGGGUUAAAAUAUUAGUUAAAAUUUAAACUAGGAUAGCUAACCAAAAUUUUAACCGCUCACUGAAAAACUGGGCCUUAGACCGAUAACGGUCUGAAAAAAAGUAAAUAGUGAUAUUUGUAGAAAAUUUUAAGUAAUUAAAUUUUGUUAACACACCGUUUACUAGAAGUUAAUAGUUUUCGAGAUUUAAGCAAAAAAGCGUGAAAAAGCAGAAAUUUUUCGCUUUUUUCGCGAUUUACUCAAUGUUCCGUCACGAAAUUUUGUCCGCAAACCUCAUAUUCGGAUUCAGAAGUCCAAAAUACAUAGGAAAUGAAAUAGAUCAGAACUACCCCAAAACUUUCCCAGUCAAAACACAAUGAUUGAAUUAAAUGUAGAUAAAAACAUUUUAGUCUGUAACGAAAUAUUUUGUUAUUUUUAUUUAUAAUUGUAAGGUAUACAGUGAUGAGUGCCAUAAUAACUCGCAAAAUAACGUAAAACAUGAAAAACAUUAAGUUGUGAGAUAGUACGAGCACUCUACGAAAAAGGUACGUAAUAUCAAUAAAAAUGUUAAUUCAGACAACAAACGCAAUACUUAAAAUUUGUCCGAUUCUUGGUUUUAUUGGGACAACAAAACGAUGUUUUUGUUGAAUGGAUGAACAUUCAUUAUGUAUACCAUAAUAUCACUUUAUUGUUAUUACGAACUCUGUUCACUGGGUCAACGAACACUAUUUAUUGAUAUUACGAACUCUGUUCACUGAGUUAACGAACACUAUUUAUUGAAACAACAACGUCGUUAAUUGACCGACGAAGACUAUUCGUUGUGUCAAUAACAGUGUUAUUUCUCCUAACGUAUUUCGUUUAUUUCUACAGUUAUUUCCGUUUAUUGAUACAAUUAAUUCCGUUCAUUCCCACAAUAAAUACGGUUUUUCUUACAAGCAAUUCUAUUCAGUCUUACAAUCAGUUUCGUUCAUUCCUACUAUGAACGUACAUAUUUUAUAUUAAUAAUUACUGAAUGCAAUAGCCCAAUGUAUGAUAUUAAUUGAUUAAUAAUAAUUUUUUAAAUCCCCCUUUUUUGUCCUUAACCUAAAGGACUUUACACUGUGUGAUUUUUCAUAUGAUUUCACUUAUAAAGUGUACUGCGAUAAGUGUUACACUCCACCCACCCCCUUAUUAACUUAUUUAUUUUUAGCACAUAAGCAAAACGCUCGGACAGGUCGAUUUUUAAAAUAAUCAAAGUAUAUUAUAACAUCAAUGUUUCGAACUUUACACGAUCCCUCUUCAGGUGACAGGCGAGGCGUAACUUUGAUUUUUUUUAAUGGGAAAGUACGUCAUGUGACAGCUUAUUUAAAAGCGUUUGAAAUAGUGAUUCCAAAAAUGUAUAACACUUUUUUCCUUUUUGAGAGCGCAGGUGCAAAAUUUCGAUCGAAUUCUUUUUAAACGCAUUCAUUUUUUUUGGAAUACUGAGAAAACUAAUAAGUAUUUUUGAAAAAAUUAAACGCAGAAUAAAAUAUUACAUUAUUACCGAGGGCAGAAAGUCCCUUAGAAUAAACAAAAAGUUUCUGUUGAAUGGUAUGCCUAUUUGAAAUUAAAAAUCAUACUAAAUUUUCUCUUCUCCACCCCUGUGACUUAUUAAAAUAAUCAUUAUAUAGGUUCUCAGGGACUUCAGACCCUCGAUAAUCUGUAAUAUUUUAUUUUGCAUUUAAAUUUUCAAAAAUAAUAAUUAGUUUUCUCAGGAUUCGAAAAAAAUUAAAUACAUUUAAAAAGAAUUCGACCGAAAUUUCACGAUAAUAGACACACAAAAACUUCCUUUCACUACGGACUACACUUGAAAACGAAAUGCAAUUAUUAUUCGGCAUUUCGGUAACACAGAGAAGCUAGGGGUAUCACGAUAAGGAAAAGCCGUUAACUUUCAAAUGGUAAAGCAAAACAUUUAUUGUCUCAACAACUACGAUUAUUGUCACAAUGACGCAUUCAUUGUGGGUAUUAAAUGCAGUAGUAGAAUGAUUAAUGCAUUCGUUGUCACAACAAUCAAUUUACAUCUAUUCAAUAAUCAUAUAUUACUCUAUAUUAACAACAUUUGUACAUUGUUUUAAUGAAAUCUGUACGUUGUCACGAUAAACCAAGGUAAUUGCUUGUCAUCUACGAAAUCAAGAACGUGAGUUGCUGCCAGAAUUAACAGUAUUAAUUAAAUAUACGAAACUACGUUAUUGGCUGAAUAAAUUGAGUGUUAUUGAUUAAUGUACUCUAGUUAUUCUCACAAUUAUUAUUCAAUCAUUGUGACAAUAACCAAAUACAUUCGUCAAUGUCUAAAAGUUCGUUGAAACAACAAAUUAAAUUGUUGUGACAACGAAAUACUAUUCAGUAAUCACUGUUAAUCAAUAUUACGAACUAAAUUUUUUUGGAGUGAGAUAACGCUAAUUCUUAUAUGUGGUUAGUUGACUUUAGUCAUAAUUAUACGUAUGACGUCGAAGUACAUUUUAUUUUAAUGUCUUAUGUUAUUAGUUUCGGCUGAUAGGUACAAACAAACGUCAAAUCUAAAUAGAAACGUUAAAUACACUUAGUUUCAGACUAAAAUUGGGGCUUAUUAAAGCAGAUUGUGUAAUGGUCGGCAGUUAUCCCUGAGCGACAAUAGUAUAUUAUUUAACGAGCAUGUAAUGAUGGCUAUUACUCACGAUGAUGAAGUUGAACACCGCUUAUUAAACUGUUUUUGUUUUGUUGUUAUUAACACUUUACUGCACAAAUAACAGCAAAAUCAAAUCUUUCGUGAAUUUUGGGACAGCUUUUACCGAUAUUUUCCCACCUCUACUAGUUUCAUCUCUUUUUAUUUUACAACGUAUUAUAGUUUUCCAUCUUUUGCGUUAUUUUGCCGGUUAUUAGCGCGGUCAUCACUGUAUGAUGAAUCUUGUACGAAUCGUUGAAUCUGAAUUUUUUUAAUUAUGUAAUAUUAUAAAAUAAAUUCUAAAUUUAAUUUACUUUUACCAAAGACCACCAGAAAAUGUGAAACAUUAGAUUAUAAAAAAUACUAUUAUGUAGUUAGCUCUCGUAAUAUUAGCUUCACAUUUCUAACAUGCAUUCUCGUAAAUAUUAUGUAUUUAACCAAAUGUAAAUAUAUAAUUUAUUUUCUUA